Papaver somniferum (opium poppy) is the source of this 2785-nucleotide messenger RNA. RefSeq lists its product as uncharacterized. Lineage: Eukaryota; Viridiplantae; Streptophyta; Magnoliopsida; Ranunculales; Papaveraceae. The transcript has 2 exons. The record is from RefSeq and is a predicted model, not a curated record. The coding region runs from base 1534 to 2730 and encodes 398 amino acids.
UCUCUUUAUCAAUUUCAUCUUAUUCGUAUCUCUUUCAUCUCUUCGUAUCACCUGCAAUCUCCGUAUUGCAUUCUUCUUAAUAAGUUCUGCAUUAGUUGGUACCACAACCAACGUUUCUAGAUUCUUAUCUAGAAACUGAACCAUAAUCGCUUCCGCAAACUCAAAACCCUAUCCCUUAUAAAAAAAAAAAUCCUAGUUUUAUUUUUUUCAUGAGAAAGUUUUAUACGAUGGAUCAAGAAGAUAACCAAGCUUAUGGUUCAAAUUUCUUAGGUAUGAUUCGUCCUACCUUGUCUGAUCAACCUUCUUUUACCCAGAGAAACAACAAAUUCAAAUCAUGUUGUAUAAUUGGAUGUAAAUUCUGUGAUAUGAGGGUAGAUAGUGGUAGUACAGAAAAUUACAUCGCUUAUAUUGUGAUAGAGGAGUUGGAUUUACCGGUUACUCCACAUCCCAACCCUUAUUCAAUUAGAGGGGUUAAUAAUUCUUUUCAUGAACGGGUUACACAUCAAUGUCUCAUUAACUAUUCUUUUUCUGAGUACGAAGAUUCGGUAUUAUGUGAUGUAAUCAAUAUGUCUGCGGCGGAUCUUAUUCUUGGAAGACCAUGGCAGUAUGACAAGCGUAGUACACAACUGUUUUGAGAAUACAUACGUUUUUCCUCAUCAAGGGAAAUUAUUGAGGUUAUGUCCCGGCGAGAUGAUAUUUGACGAGGGAGAUCUUUCUUUAGUUAAGAAUGAUGCUGACGCUAUUUUCACUACACCACUUGGCAGAGAAGAUACGAAAGCUACUUCUCAACAGGAAGAAGUAACACAACAAGUCGAUGAGGUUCCGUAUGUUUUACAAGAUUUUAAUGCAUCAGUUGAUGAGAAUAUAAACACUACUUCUGAAGAUAACAAUGAUGAAAAUCGUGUUUUCAUGCAAGAAGAAAAUUUCUUCGACAAGGUUUCGCAUGAUCCGUUAGAGCUUAAUGGUAAGUCACUGAAUCCUGAUUUACUAAUUCCUGAUGUUAAUAUGCUUGUUUUGUCUAUGAUUGAUAAUACUCAAGUUUUGAUCAAGUGGAUACACAAAUAAUAUUGCAUACAAGCCCUUGUAAGGCUCAACUCGUUGGGAUAAACGAUGAGAAUUCUUUGGCGUCGUUUGAUAUAUUUGUUCGUAUGCAUAAAAAUUUGUUUCUGAAAUACAUUUACAUGGAAGAUUACAUCGGUAGACAAGUUUUAGCUGAAAGGUUCUUGUCGGAUUUGAAAGGCCUCAUGUGGGUUGUGCAUUCGGAUGAUAAGUUUUGCAUUGAAGAAACGUUUAUAUAAUGGUCUAAACCAAAAGGAAUUCGGUGGAGAAAUCUAUCUCUUUCACCUGUAGUUGAAGACCUAAGAAUCACAGGAGAUCCACCAUAUUUUCUUAUGUCAGUAAAACAUAUGUCCUAUCAUGGGAUUUAUGGAACUGUACUUCUAGGCAUCGCUGGAUGGAUGGGUAAACACCUGGGGAUAGAAUUUGAGAGAGCACUUAUUGCGACUAAUGUGCCGGUUGUUGAUGUUACGAUAGAUGGACAAGAUAUUUUCCUGUCUAUUAAUAAAUAGCAUACUUACAGAAGUUGUUCACUCAAAUCAAUUUGAUGCAGUAACGUUAUCCAUCUUCGAAUAUUUUCAUUCGUGUGGAAUGAAGUACACUGUUCUCUCUGACCCUGGACUCGGUAUUCAUGAAUCAUAUAGUGUAUUCCAACGAGAAACGACGGAUGAUAUUUGUAUCAAGUUUGACAACAAAUCUUUCUUUGCUUUGCUAUGCCUUGGUCCCGUGUAUUUCUCACAAUUCCGUAAAUCUUUGCUCGGCACUGCAACUGCUAUUUGGUGGUCUAACAAAUUCAAGCGUUUCAAUGAGGUUAUACUGGUUGAUGAACCUUGGACAGCUAUGCGGUGUUACUUAGAUUACGCACUUCCAAAAAUAAUUCCAAGGGACGAUUCUCUAUCCGAGAGAUUUGGAGUUCGGAUGGUUUUUAUGGAAUGUGUGAUGCUUUACGGAGGAAUUUUAGUAAGAGAAUAUUCUGAGUUCAGUAUUCAAACCAUGACUAAGAUUUUCAUAGAAGUAAAGACCAAUAUCGACUACGGUGCUAUUUUCAAACGGGUUAAAUUUAAAACAAACCCAUGUAUUGUGGAGUAUCACCGUGUUGAUCAAGGAAGUGUGCAUACUCGAACUGGUGGUAGCAUGAAGGAAUACUUUCCAAUAUUUUUCAAGUUCUUCGAGUUCUUUUCGUCAAUCCUUGUGAACGCAGCAAAAUUUCUACUCUUCUUCGUGGUUAGAAUAUGGUACCUGGUAGUGAACAUGCAUUCAGUACUCUCUUCUACACUUUGGACAUGCAAUAACAAAGAUAUUUGUAGAAUUUUUCUUGUUUGGAUUAAGAAGUUUGAAGAGCUCGAGACAUGGAACAACAGACAUUCUUGUUUUCAGCAAGCUACAUGGGAGCCUGGAGGGAGAUUUUCUUUUCUCAUGCUCGAUAAGGGUGAAGAGCUAGUUAUUAAUACUUCCCACUUGAAAUCCUCUGGCAAGUCUCAAAAGAUAUUUCAUGAAGGUCGAAAGCUUAAGUCUGCUCGUAGCUGUGGAGUUUCAGUUUGCCCAAUAUAUAGAGAAGCGUUCAUAAUCAUUCCAGAGUGCCAGCAUGAAUGCCGUGCAGAGCUCAAGGAAUUUGACAUCUUGCUGCUAAAGAAGUCGAAGUGCGGCCGUAGGUGCUGUGGAUGUUGGAAUUAAAGUCGCAAAGCUCACACCAAAUAAAAACGAAGUACAAGAAAGACUUCCAGGAAAA